AUGGCCUUCAAGUUCGUAGCCUUCGCCACCCUCGUGGCCGCCGUUAAUGCUGGUUUGAUCCCAGCCUCCCCUGUGGCUUAUGCUACGGCUCCAGUAGCUGCAGUGGCUCCAGUAGCUGCAGUGGCUCCAGUAGCAAAAGCUGUAGUAGCUAAAGCCGUUGAUGCCGACUACGAUCCGCAUCCCCAAUAUAGCUACGCUUACGACGUGCACGACAGUCUAACUGGUGAUGCUAAGAACCAACAGGAGACUCGUGACGGCGAUGUCGUUCAGGGUAGCUACUCUCUUCUCGAAGCUGAUGGCUCCAGACGCACCGUUGACUAUACCGCUGAUCCUGUAAAUGGAUUCAAUGCCGUUGUACGCAAAGAACCCGCUACCGUCGCUGUUAAAGCCGUAGCUGCUGCUCCAGUAGCUCACGUUGCAACCCCAGUUGCCCACGCAGCUCCUCUGGCCUAUGCCGCACCAGUAGCUAAGAUUGCUGCCGCCCCUGUUGCUCACGCUGCUCCUUUCGCCUAUGCUGCAGCACCAGCAUACGCCAAGUUAGCAGCUGCCCCAGCUCUUAGCUACGCCGCAACUCCGCUGCAACCAGCUUACACUAAAUUUGCCGCUGCGCCAGCUGUCACUUACGCCGCCCAUGCCACACCCAUCGCCUAUGCCGCUCAUCCUGCCUCCCUUGCCAAGUUUGCAGUUACCCCAGCCGUCUCUUACGCUGCACCAACUCUUUACCAUUAAGUCCACACUUGCCUCCACGCACCACGUUGUUGUCGACUAAGGCCGAAUCUUAUUUAUUUUUCUUAGCAGACUACAUGUGACUGAUUAAAUUGAGUUACUAAUCUAA
Molecule: messenger RNA, 835 nt
Organism: Vespa crabro (European hornet)
Lineage: Eukaryota; Metazoa; Arthropoda; Insecta; Hymenoptera; Vespidae
Product: larval cuticle protein A3A-like
Exons: 2
Coding region: 1-729 (242 amino acids)
Cellular component (GO): extracellular matrix
Source: RefSeq, a predicted model, not a curated record